Messenger RNA from Cutaneotrichosporon cavernicola, 1590 nucleotides. RefSeq lists its product as uncharacterized. Gene Ontology annotation, molecular function: ubiquitin binding. Gene Ontology annotation, cellular component: endoplasmic reticulum. Lineage: Eukaryota; Fungi; Basidiomycota; Tremellomycetes; Trichosporonales; Trichosporonaceae. The transcript is spliced from 3 exons. The record is from RefSeq and is a predicted model, not a curated record. The coding region runs from base 1 to 1590 and encodes 529 amino acids.
AUGUCCCGCUCACCAGAGCAGACAGACGCACUACAACAACUGUGGGCCAUCACCGCGUCCGAAACGGACGCGGCGCGGACACGAGACGAGCACAUCCUCCGCGAGAACAACUGGGACAUCCAGCGCGCGAUUGACCAGAUCUUCGGCGGCGGCGGGAGGGCUAGCGCUCCUACCGACGCGGGCCCAUCGCGCAAGGAAGCAACAGAAGGCGCUGAAGUUGACAAUCUUGCGCCCAUCCCACCACGGCCUGGGGCGCGCCGCAUCUCCGGAAACUCGGGAGCGCGACGGCCGCGGCCAGGCCAAGCAGGUUUGGGCCUGUGGGACUCGUUCGCGUGGCCGUUCUCCUUCCUCGCCUCCCUAAUUACUAGCGCAUGGUACUUCUUCAUCCGCACCUUCGUUCCCCUCUCCCUCCUCCCGCAUUUACCGCGUUUCUUGCUUCCCCCCCCUGAACGCGCGCCUCCCAGCGGACCUCGCGACCCAACCACGAGCGCGCUCCGCUUCGUGCGCGAGCUCGAGGCGCUCACAGGUGCUUCACCAGUAACAGGCUCCCUGCCCGACUUCUACAUCGGCUCUUACCGCGACUUCCUCUCUGGCGUGCGACGCGAGGGCCGGGUCGGGUUAAUCACCCUAGUGUCAAGUGAACACGACGACGACCCCGAGUUCAAGCGCGACGUCCUCGCCGACCCCGACCUCACCAAGGCCCUCAAGGAGCAUGACAUCGCUAUUUGGGCCGCCGACACCUCUACCCGCGAGGGUUUCAUGGCAGCUGAAACCCUCCAAAUCACAACCUACCCCGCUCUUACUUUCGUGUCGUUACUUCCCACCUCGUCGGCGGGCGGUGCGGGGGGCACGCCGCGCUUAACAAUCUUGACGACGCUUCAGGGCCCUCCCUCGACGACCACAUCUACGUCGGCGAUCUUGCAGACUCUCACCACUGCUGUGUUACCGCGCACGUCCACCUUCCUCGCCAGGCUACGCCGCGAGCGCCUCGCCCUUGAGGAGACCCGCCACCUGCGGGAUGAGCAGGACCGUGCGCUGCGUGAGGCGGAGCGCAAGGACCGCGACAGAUUGCUCGCUGCACGCGCUCAGGCUGAGCUCGAGCGCGCGCAACGUGAGCGUGCCGCGCGCGAACAGGAGCUCAAGGAGAAGGCCUUGACCGACAGGAGAGAAUGGCGCCGCUACGCACGCAAGCACCUUCUCGCACCAUCUGCUGGCCCGACGCGCGUGGCUCUACGCACGCCACUGAACUCGGAUCGCAAUGUGCGGCAAUUCACGCCCGGCCCCUCUACACUCCCACUCUUCAUCUACGCCGAGACUCUUCUCAUCGCUCCAGAGGACGACCCCGAGAGCGACCCUGACACCCCGCCCGCGGGGUACGAGCACGCGUGGGGGUUCCGCCUCGUGACGUCGUUCCCGCGCCGCGAGAUUGAAUUAGUCGAGACUGGUGGUGAGGCGGUGUGGGACCAGAUCAAGGGCGCGGGCGGCGCGUUGUUUGCGGAGAAGAUUGCGGGGAGUGGUUGGUGUGACUCUGAGCGCGCCAGCUUGGCGGGUGACAGCAGUGAUGACGAGAUUUUGUCCGACUCUGACUAG